UUAUCGCCCGUCACCGGGCUCUCUAUCACAGAUGCCAAACACACAUCUCAAAUGGAGUUUUGCAAUGAGCCUACCGAGCAUACCGAGCCUACCGAACCUCAGCCCGACCCCUUUGAUAAGAUUAACACAAUCUUGGACUGUCUCGAGUGUGGUAAUAAGUUCUGUCAUUGGCAAACGAUCACGACGUUCAGUGAGGAUAAACUGAAUUUACUUCCCGAUGAGUUCUAUCACUAUGACAGUGAUAAGUGCUAUGAGACUGCACAGCAGUAUUGCAUUCCUUGUGCUACAAAGCUUAUAGCUGAAGCGGAAGCGGACGCGGAAGCGGAGCGCGUCAAAGCGGAAGCGGAAGCGGAAUGCGUCAAGGAAGCGGAACGCGUCAAAGCGGAAGCUGAGGCUAAACUAUGCUCUUGUGAUUUCUGUGAAGGUUGCAUUAAAGAAGUUGAAAAAGACACUGCGCAAGUGGAACAAGACAGUGAAGAGGACAGUGAAGAUGAUGUUUCUUGCUAUUGGAAACAGGGAGCUUUAAAGCAUGUUGAUCGCAUGCAGGCUGAAAUAGACCUUCCUGACAAUAUGAGUGAUCAUGACGCUUUUGCGGAGUGGUUGAAAAACUCAGGCUUGGAAUUGGACCACGCUCCAAAUGAAGACCAACUUACUUACCUAAAUCUAAUAUGGUCCGAGGAAACUGGAGUUACAGAAGAGGGCAACCUUGGUUUUCAGGGGUAUUUAUGUUUCUUGGACCGCGACCUUACCCAAGUUGAUGAUAAACUGAUUGGUGGCUUACAAGAAUUGGAAAGCGGCUUUAGUCAUCUUGAAAUGUGUCAAGAAGCUAAUGAUAUCAACAACAAGAUGAAGCAAGGCUCAUUUGAUCUAAACACUUGGCUCGAUGAAAUUAAAGACAGUGAUGAAAACUCUAAAGACAGUGAAGCGGAAGCGGAAGCGGAAGCGGAAGCGAAAGCGAAGGCUGUCAAACACCCUUGUUGUGAUGAUAUUGACGAAUAUGCUUGGUUCAAGAAGGGUAAAACAAAAGAGGAAUUAGAAUACAAUGAGGUUAAUUUUCAUCAUAAUACAAUCUAUGAGAGACUUCCUCGCUAUUAUUUGACUAAUGAGAUAAUUGAUGAACAAAUACCGCAUCCAGCAUCUAUUAACGAGGAGGGUGAAAUUGUCCCUUUUGAUGAUAUUAUUGUAACUUGGGAUGUAGUAAUGAAUUUUGAUUUUUACGAUAGAACCGAACAUCUUGGGAAAUACCAGCACUUUUUCCACGAAGCGGAGGCGGAAGCGGCAGCGGUGCGCGUCAAAGCGGAAGCUGAGGCUGAACUAUGCCCUUGUGAUUUCUGUGAAGGUUGCAUCAAAGAAGUUGAAAAAGACAGUGAAGAGGAAGCAAAAAUCAUCAAACGCUUGGAAGAUGUGCUCAUGGAUAAAUUGAAUCUCAAACCCUUGGAAGUGCAAUUUCUUCCUCUAUCUGACAUUCUUGAAACGAUGAGUGAUACAGACGAAAUUAUCAACUACGUUCGAGAAAACUUCCUCACUAAAUCAGGAAAGUUCUCACCUUAUCUUAUUUGUGAUGAAAACUCUAAAGACAGUGAAGAAACCUCUCAAGAACUUCCUGACAAUAUGAGUGGUCAUGGCGCUUUUGCGGAGUGGUUUGAUAAAAAUAUCAAAAGCGUGGAAGACUGCGAGAAAGAAGGACUCUGCUUUGUUGAUGUAAUGAAAGAAUGGUGUAAGGAGAACAAUCAUGAAUGGACAAGCCAAGGUGUCAUUAAUGGGAAUGUUAUGGAUGAAAGCUCUAAAGACAGUGAAGACAGUGAAGACAGUGAAGAAGAUGGUCCUGACUGUUGUAUGUUCUGCGAUAAACGCUUUGAUUUCCAGUGGACUAUCAACAAGAAUCCAAAACUGUAUAAUUGGUAUCUCUUUGAAGGACACGACGUUGAUGAAGGCGGCAAAAAUGUGAGGGAUGGUACAUACCACUGUUCAUAUAUACCACAUUGGGGCCGCAAAGCGGAACCCUUUGAUACUUCUGCUGACGGACUGUCCAUUCAUUUGUAUUCGGAGUAUGGGAAACAAGUAGGGAAUCCCGCUGGCAUUUUCUGCCCACCAAAAAAACUGCCCAACAUGCGUACUCACGCGGUAUCUUUGGGGACUGAUUUCGAUUCCGUCUUCCCCAACGGCGCCUGUGCUGACUAUGAAUCAUGGUGGGGAGAUAAAUUAAGUUUUGUUCUCGCUGAUAUCAAUUUCUUGUGCACUGCAACUAGUAUGAUUCACAUGCUCGAGAAGGAUCGGGUGUCGAGUUUGUGGAUAAGAGGAGAAACUACAAGCUUUGGGGUGUGUGCAUUCUAUACACUAUGGUUUGGCUCUAGAUUUAUUUUUCGGAAAUAUGGCUUGGAGCGGAUCGUUAUGCCCUUGCACAUAGAGCGUUAUCCUGGGGUCAUGGAGUCUUUGCAUGGCAACCUGAUGUUGUUGCAUAAAAUGGUCGUGAACUUGGCUCGCAGUGGCGUAUGGGACACUAGCUCUAGUGUUGUCACCAUCGUUUUGGGAGCUAGCACAUUUGGGGUGGCGCCCAUAGGCUUAAUUUUCACGGUGGUUUCUGUUGAACCAGCUGCUGCCGCAAAGGCUCGAAAAGAAGCUAAGUCAAGGAUAGUGCAAAAGGCUCUUCCUUCGUCAAUGAGUUUACGACGACACCCAAAUAGAGACGAUAACGUCGAGGAGGGCUCCCAACCGGAAUCCUCAGUAUCAGAGAUGAAUGAACGAGAGAUGCUAGAACUGAAUUUAAGUGUGGAUGACCCACUGCCACGCAUCUGUCGCAAUCCAGUCGUUAUUGAGCAAGAUCUGACACGGUACAGCCGCAGCGUUCGUCACGUCGCGCAUCAACAACCGGCCGUUGGCCCGCGCGCGCCCCACGCCGUCGGACAAAAACUCGCGGAGGCGCGCACGUCGACAUGUGCUCUCGGAAAUUGA
This is a messenger RNA of Aureococcus anophagefferens, 2952 nucleotides long. Its product is annotated as expressed protein. The coding region runs from base 52 to 2952 and encodes 966 amino acids. The record is from RefSeq and is a predicted model, not a curated record. The transcript has 12 exons. Lineage: Eukaryota; Pelagophyceae; Pelagomonadales; Pelagomonadaceae.